AUGCCUAACAAGUACGGCGUCGCCGAACUCAAAACCCUAGGUAACGAACUACUCUCAUCAGCCUCUAACAUCAACAACCUCCCCCUUCUUCUCACCUUCGUCUCACCUUCUUCUCCACCUCAACACGUCCUCGAAUCGCUUCUCUCUCUUCAUUCUUUCUUCCUCCCUCUCCUCCCUCAACUACCUUCCUCCUCUGCCACUGCCAACACCUCCUCCUCCGACAACGCCGAUGCCGACCAGUCUGAGUUCAUUUACCUCACUUGGCUUCGUUCGAAGUUCGAUGAGUUUCUUAAAUCUCUGAUAGAUGUUCUUGUAUCGGAUCAAUCUGAUGAAACUCUGAAGGAAGUUGUGUUGGAUACGUUGAUGGAGUUUGUGAAGGUUGCUAAUGGCGGCACCUUUCAUUCUUCGUUGUAUAACAGAAUUAUCAGUAGUAUUAUUCACUCUGCUAGUUCUGCUGAAUUUUUGAUUGAUUUACUAACAUCAAAGUAUUUCAAGUAUAUUGAUGUCAGUUAUUUUACAUUCAUAAGUCUAGAAAAGCUAGCUAGAAAUUUGCAGGGGAAAGAUGUUUCAGCAUUUGAGAAACUUGGACUUGAUUGUGCGAGCUGGAGCGAACCUGUCUAUUCAGAUCUUUUAAGUCUCAGUUUGGUAAGGACUUGGAAUUUCUGCAUUCAUGCAGUCAUGGAUCUUAGCUGCGAACCUAUCUCGGUGCUUGAUGGAGUUCUUGUUGCUAUCAAGGAUGAAAUAGACUGUUUACCAUAUCCUACGACAGGAGGUACAAAGUGGCUGCACAAACAAAGGCCUUGUCUGAAUGACGCUUGCUGUGUUAAGCGUUUAAGAUUAUGCGGCGCCAUACUUGUUGGAAAGACUAAUAUGCAUGAACUUGGCGCGGGAACUAGCGGUAUAAAUCCACAUUACGGGGCUUCUAGAAAUCCUUAUGAUGUCAAUAGGAUAGCAGGAGGUUCUUCUAGUGGAUCUGCAUCGGUGGUAUCUGCAGGUUUGUGUCCUAUUGCUCUUGGUGUCGAUGGGGGAGGUUCUGUAAGGAUGCCUGCAACACUUUGUGGUGUAGUUGGUCUUAAACCGACUUUUGGUCGUAUACCUCAUGACGGAGUUCUUCCUCUAAACUGGACAGUUGGAAUGGUUGGAAUACUCGCAGGCACGGUCGAGGAUUCAUUGAUCGCGUUAGUAAUCGUCCUUACCGUGAUUACCAUGACUUUUUUCCUCAACCUGAAUGCUAGUAUUGUUGGCUUAGCAGUUGAAUCUGAAGGACCUGAAAAUUCACCCUGGUGUCUCGGUCUUGGUAGAACACCAAUGGAUGAAAGAAAGGGUUACUUUAGGGAUUCCCAUGAUGUAUGGAGUUCCCUAAGUGGCUAA
Molecule: messenger RNA, 1371 nt
Organism: Vicia faba (fava bean)
Lineage: Eukaryota; Viridiplantae; Streptophyta; Magnoliopsida; Fabales; Fabaceae
Source: the annotation of a GenBank genome assembly